This is a messenger RNA of Rosa rugosa (rugosa rose), 2521 nucleotides long. Its product is annotated as glutamate--tRNA ligase, cytoplasmic. Gene Ontology annotation, biological process: glutamyl-tRNA aminoacylation; translation. NCBI's taxonomy places the organism in Eukaryota, Viridiplantae, Streptophyta, Magnoliopsida, Rosales, Rosaceae. The record is from RefSeq and is a predicted model, not a curated record. The coding region runs from base 105 to 2276 and encodes 723 amino acids. Gene Ontology annotation, molecular function: ATP binding; glutamate-tRNA ligase activity. Gene Ontology annotation, cellular component: cytosol; methionyl glutamyl tRNA synthetase complex; cytoplasm. The transcript is spliced from 5 exons.
GAAUCAGUGAACUUAGAAGAAGAAGAAGACCGUCUUCGAUUCUAUAUAAACCAGUCCCAAACCAAGCACCUCGCACUACCAAAAUCUGAAGGCUUCGAUUUCCGAUGGAGCUCAAGUCGCUUUCUUUCCCCGCCGACAACCCUCCGCUUUCAGUACUCGCGGCGGCCAAGCUCGCCGGGAUUUCGCUCCCCACCGACGCCUCUCUCGCCCCCGAUUCUCCUCCGGUUCUUCACUUCUCCGACGGGCGAAACCUGCGCGGCGUCUCUGCGCUUCUUCGUUAUUUCGGUCGUGUUUCGAAUCUGUGCGGCGGCGAUGCGUUUCAAGAUGCUCAGAUUGUUGAGUGGCUUGAGUUCGCUCCGGUGCUUUCAGUCGGCUCUGCUUUCGAGGAUGCCUGCAAGCAUUUAGAUGAGUAUUUGGGAAGCAGAACCUUCUUGGUUGAUCAUUCGUUUUCGAUCGCCGAUAUCGCAAUCUGGUCAGGCCUUGCAGGAGCUGGGCUUAGAUGGGAGAGUUUGAGGAAGUCAAAGAAAUAUCAAAAUCUUACUCGGUGGUAUGGUUCGAUAUUGGCGGAACAUGGUGAUGCAUUGAAUCAAGUGACAGGUGCAUAUGUUGGCAAGAAAGGCUCAGCGAAAUCGAAAGAGAACCCGGCCAGUCAGCAGUCGAAGGGCGUAAAUGGAGAUGUAGUGAAAGCAGGAACCAACAGGGGAACAUUUGAGGUGGAUCUUCCGGAGGCUGAGGUUGGUAAGGUGAAGUUGAGGUUUGCGCCGGAGCCGAGUGGUUAUCUUCACAUUGGGCACUCGAAAGCUGCGUUGUUGAAUCAGUAUUUUGCUCAGCGGUAUCAAGGUCAGGUUAUUGUGCGGUUUGAUGAUACAAAUCCUGCUAAAGAAAGCAACGAGUUUGUGGAUAAUCUUCUCAAGGAUAUUGAGACUUUGGGCAUCAAGUAUGAGACGGUUACCCAUACUUCAAAUUACUUCCCUGAGUUGAUGGAAAUGGCCAAGAAGCUGAUUAAAGAAGGUAAAGCAUAUGUCGAUGAUACACCUAGAGAGGAGAUGCAAAAACAACGAAUGGAUGGGAUUGAGUCAAAGUGUAGAAACCACAGCAUAGAGGAAAAUGAGAAAUUGUGGGAGGAGAUGAUUGCAGGUUCAGAGAGGGGUCUGCAGUGUUGUGUUAGAGGGAAGCUGGAUAUGCAGGACCCAAAUAAAUCACUCAGAGAUCCAGUUUAUUAUCGUUGCAAUCCAAUGCCACAUCAUAGGAAAGAGAUAGGGUCCAAGUACAAGGUCUACCCAACUUAUGAUUUUGCUUGUCCAUUUGUUGAUUCCAUUGAAGGUAUAACUCAUGCACUUCGAUCCAGUGAGUAUCAUGAUCGCAACGCCCAGUACUAUCGGAUUCAAGAUGAUAUGGGACUGAGAAGAGUGCAUCUGUAUGAGUUCAGUAGGUUGAACAUGGUCUAUACACUCCUCAGCAAGCGCAAGCUUUUGUGGUUUGUUCAAAAUGAGAAGGUCAACGGAUGGGAUGAUCCUCGAUUUCCAACUGUUCAAGGAAUUGUGCGUAGAGGUCUCAAAGUUGAAGCAUUGAUACAGUUCAUUCUUGAGCAGGGGGCUUCAAAGAAUCUGAAUCUUAUGGAAUGGGACAAACUGUGGACAAUUAACAAGAAGAUUAUUGAUCCUGUAUGCCCAAGACAUACUGCCGUCAUUGAAGAGGGACGAGUGUUGUUGACCCUCUCUAAUGGCCCUGAAAAGCCAUUUGUCCGCAUAAUACCUAGGCAUAAGAAGUAUGAAGGUGCUGGAGAGAAGGCAACAACAUUCACAAGAAGCAUAUGGAUAGAUCGAGCUGAUGCAGAGUUGAUAUCAGUAGACGAGGAAGUGACAUUGAUGGAUUGGGGGAAUGCCAUUGUUAAGAAGAUUGAGAAAGACCAAGACGGAAAUCUUGCGCUCACAGGGGUUUUGCAUCUUGAAGGAUCUGUGAAAACCACCAAAUUGAAGCUUACCUGGCUGCCUGAAAUAGAUGAACUGGUUAAGCUCUCAUUGAUGGAGUUUGAUUAUCUGAUAACAAAGAAGAAGCUUGAGGAGGGCGAGGAUUUCCUUGAUGUGCUUAACCCAUGUACCGAAAAGGAGACAGCAGCCCUUGGGGAUUCCAACAUGCGAAAUCUGAAGCGUGGAGAUGUAUUGCAACUUGAGAGGAAAGGGUACUUCAGAUGUGAUGUACCUUACCUCAGGCCUUCAAAGCCUAUUGUUCUCUUUGCAAUCCCCGACGGCAGGCAGCAGGCUGGGUUAAAGUGAAGAACUUCAUCAAAAAAUUUUGGCUUCAUGAAUACUUGUUAUUUCAAAUUGAAUGGUAGAACUUUGAACUAGUUUGACCAAUCCUAAAAGCACCUUUCAGUUCUUGUAGUCUUCAAUUCCGAAUAUUUGGCAAUGUUAGGAUGGAAUGAGAUUUCUGUCACUUAUUUUGUACUGAAUCUUUAGCUGUAUAUGACUGCCAACCAAGUGAUUUCCAUUAUUGGAAGUUACAACCUGCUUUGAAUUUA